AUGCUCAACAAUAUCACCGGCGGCAAUUCCGUACACGGUAUCUCCGGAGCGAAGGAUGCGCCGGAUCUGAAGCGAUACGAGAAGGAGCACGGCGUGCUGGGAGUGAACUUGGGCUCCAGUCUGUCCGCGGGUGCUGGCCUCACACUUCAUCAGGAAUUGAUCAUGACUAUGCCCGGCGCAGGAAGUGCGUCGGGGAUCGGGCAAGGCGAUGACAAACCCGCGAAGCAGAAGAGACAUCGGACGCGCUUCACACCGGCCCAGCUCAACGAGCUGGAAAGGUGUUUCGGCAAAACCCACUAUCCGGACAUCUUCCUGAGAGAAGAAAUCGCUCUAAGGAUCGGCCUCACGGAAAGUCGCGUUCAGGUAUGGUUUCAAAAUCGCCGAGCGAAAUGGAAGAAGCGCAAGAAGACGACGAACGUGUUCCGGUCUUCCGGAUCGUUGCUACCGUCGCAUGGCUUGCCUCCUUUCGGAGCGAUGAGCUCGGAGUUGUGCGGCGCUGGGAUGUUUCACACUCCUGCGGACAGAUGGGGAAUGGGGACAGGUCUCGGCCAACUGCAGGGUGGCAUGACAAUGAGCAGUUUCGGGCAACUCGGCCAACAAAGCACGGGAAGCCUGGGCUCGAGCCUGAAUCUUGGCAAUUCCGGGCUCCCCAUCAACAGCCCGUCGCAAUCCGUCUACCAUACCAGUUACGGACUCAACUCUAUCGGCGGCGUUCACGUGUCGGCGUCUCGAGGCUCGCCGCCGGGUAGUUCCUCGGUGGGUGGCGGUCAGGGCGGCGGGAUGGGCUCAAGCCUGAACUGCGGUCAAGGUUCGCCAGGUACGACUUCCGGUAGCGGAGGCGGCGGCGGCGGAGGCGGUGGCGGCGGCGGUGUUUCCUGCGUCGGUGCCGACGUGAGCGCGAACGAGGCGUCGGACUGGAGAGGCGCCCACAGCAUCGCGGCGCUCAGACGCCGCGCCUCGGACGCGUCGCAACAAUACAGUCCACAGCCGCCGCCGCCACCCCCAGGACCACCUCAGUACACCCACGACAUGGAGUACAGUUCCGUUUAUUAAGGCGUCGGUCCAAACGUCCUAAUCGUUCAGUUCCACGGAAAAGAAAGAAAACAGAGAAACUGCCGGCCGGUAGGAGCUUAUGGUAAUCCCAUGGAACGAGUACUCCUCCCUCUC
Dinoponera quadriceps is the source of this 1167-nucleotide messenger RNA. It is a transcript of the gene otp, whose product is annotated as homeobox protein orthopedia-like. The record is from RefSeq and is a predicted model, not a curated record. Gene Ontology annotation, molecular function: DNA-binding transcription factor activity, RNA polymerase II-specific; DNA binding. Bases 1 to 1053 code for a protein of 350 amino acids. The transcript has 6 exons. Gene Ontology annotation, biological process: regulation of DNA-templated transcription; neuron differentiation. NCBI's taxonomy places the organism in Eukaryota, Metazoa, Arthropoda, Insecta, Hymenoptera, Formicidae.